This is a messenger RNA of Penicilliopsis zonata CBS 506.65, 1061 nucleotides long. RefSeq lists its product as hypothetical. NCBI's taxonomy places the organism in Eukaryota, Fungi, Ascomycota, Eurotiomycetes, Eurotiales, Aspergillaceae. Gene Ontology annotation, cellular component: nucleus. The transcript has 3 exons. Gene Ontology annotation, molecular function: 3'-5'-RNA exonuclease activity. Gene Ontology annotation, biological process: U6 snRNA 3'-end processing. Bases 54 to 968 code for a protein of 304 amino acids. The record is from RefSeq and is a predicted model, not a curated record.
CAUCCAGCAAUUUUCUCCACCAGCAUGCCACCUUCACCACCCAUGUAAUAUUAAUGGCUUUGGUUCAGUACUCCGAUUCCGAGGCAGAAUCAGGGUCAGGGUCAGAGUCCGAGUCGGCUCAUGAACCGUUGCAACAGCCAGCUAAGAAACGUCGCCUUGAGCACCGAUCGCCAACGCUGCCGCCUCUCCCAGCAGCCUUCCACGAUCUCUACGCUUCGAGCACUCGAGUCAGCAUCAGAGACGAUCCGAACCUGCAUGGGGGCCGCAAAAGGGCUAUUCCUCACGUCGAGGGUAACUGGCCGACACAUAUAUACCUAGAAUGGUACCCAUCUAAGAACGAUUUUAUAAAGCUUGACCAAGUCGUAACUCGACUAGAGGAUAACUCCGAGGGUAACAUUGCUAUCCACAGCCUACUGCAGAGUGACCUCGGUGCCCAGCUGCCUCUUCACAUCAGCCUUUCUCGCCCCGUGGUGCUCCAGACAGAGCAGAGAACACCCUUCCUGGCUACCUUCCAGCACUUCCUUCAAGACUCGAAUAUCGCCGCCUUUGAUGUCACGGUUGAAGGGUUGGACUGGGUCUCGAAUUACGAGAAGACGCGGUGGUUUCUGGUCCUACGAGUCUGCAAACAUGAAAAGGACUACUUGAACACUCUGCUCCGAUUGUCAAACAGCUCCUUGGCACACUUCGGUCAACCUCCACUCUAUGGAUCGCCUCACCAACAUGGCGAAGCCAAGAAACGACAAACAGGUCCAUCGGGCGGCCAGGCGAAGGCGAUGGAUGAACAGCAGGCUAUCCAGGACUUUUCACGCUCGUUUCAUAUCUCCUUGGCGUGGUGCUUGACGGAGCCAUCCCCUGAAGACAAACGGCGAGCUGCAAAAGCGGACUUGCGAGCGUUGGAAGAUCUCUCGAUUCGGUUUUGCAGUGUCAAGGCAAAAAUCGGCAACCAUGUAACCAGUCUUCAGAUUUGACAGCUGUAGCGACGAGAUUUUUACGAAUUAUGUGGACUAGAAAUAUACCAGAGCUCGAUAUUAUUCUUCUAGAAUGCUAUUGUUGAUCUACGG